AUCCAUGAUAUUUCUCCAAAUUUGUGGCCUUGACUAUAACGAGUUAUAUCCGUAUGUGCUCGUCGGAGAACGUCGAUGAGUUACAUAGGUUCCUUACCCUCGAGGAAGCAACCCCAAUCUGCAACCGGUUUCAUGGCGCCGAAUGGCAACAUGGAGGUCAGGUUAUGUGGAGUGGGGUGCCCCGUAAACUGGUACAGGCUUGGGCGGAUAGACAUGGCAUGCAGACAUUAACAACAGCCAUGGGGCCUUUGAUGAUCCAUGACCACCCGCAGUGUUUAUGGUCUCGGAAAACAAGGAAAGGGAAAACAAGCAAAUGGUGGAGUAGGUAUAUGAAAGGCGCAUCAGCUAUGUAUGCCUAUCACAUUGCCCAAGACGAGGGGAUAGUCACUGUGCUAUCACCACCACCCCCGGACCAAUACAAUCCAUACGGCGGAUCAAACUACCAAACCAUCGAGGAGCCAAUCCUGAAGGGAAAACUCGGGCCCAAAGUCGCAAGGAUUGAAAUGGUACAUCCGACUAUACCUGGCGCCGAGGAGUUUCGCUACCAAAUAUGGCCGAAGGAUGAGACCGGUUCCUGGUAUGAGAAUUUCGGACAUCCCACUCCAGAGACACACUGGCGGGCUGUAAUAGCAAAGCAAGCAUUGCUAUAGAGCAGGCUAUCUUUGGCGUCGAGAUCUCAUGAAGUGGUGGUGUGUCUACCUGGCGAGCGUGGAAAAAUUGCUAACGUUUCCACCAAGUGGAAUGGUCUUGUCCUUUCAUCACCUUGGUAUGACGAUUUCAGGUUUCAAAAAUGAUUCAUUUGAUGCUACCUAAGCCCGGGAUGAAGGUGGCUUAAAAGCCAUUGAACAGAGCAAAAACAUGGAAUUACAGAUUCUCGCUAUGAUUCAUCCCUCAACUGAAUUCUUCGGUGCUUAACUAUGGCUUUCCAAC
Messenger RNA from Aspergillus wentii DTO 134E9, 930 nucleotides. RefSeq lists its product as uncharacterized. NCBI's taxonomy places the organism in Eukaryota, Fungi, Ascomycota, Eurotiomycetes, Eurotiales, Aspergillaceae. The record is from RefSeq and is a predicted model, not a curated record. The coding region runs from base 54 to 650 and encodes 198 amino acids. The transcript has a single exon.